This is a messenger RNA of Amphimedon queenslandica, 757 nucleotides long. Its product is annotated as PCTP-like protein. The transcript is spliced from 3 exons. Bases 22 to 423 code for a protein of 133 amino acids. The record is from RefSeq and is a predicted model, not a curated record. Lineage: Eukaryota; Metazoa; Porifera; Demospongiae; Haplosclerida; Niphatidae.
AUUAUUAUUAUUAUUUUAUUGAUGCAUGACUGUGUUGCUAUUCAUGUAGGUAAAAUCCCUAAAUGGUUACUGAAUAUUGUAGCAUCCAAGAUAGCACCACGAAUAUUUUUAAAGAUUGCUCAAGCAGCUGAGAAGUACCCGGAAUGGAAAAAAAGAAACAGGCCAGAGCACAGACCAUGGGUCGAUCCUACCAAAUAUGGAGUACCAAUUGUAUCUAUAAGCGAACUCCUUCAAUUCUCUCCUGAUACUAUUCCUCUUACCCCUCGAGUAGGUGAGCCAGAUUAUCUCGGGUCUGAAGAGCAGCUGGAGGAGGACAACGAGACUGUACCUGAUGGUAUAGAGUCAUUCCUAGCUAAUGGAGGGGGCGAGGGUAAGACAGGAAAUGGUGAAAGUAAUGUUGGGGUUAAGAAUACUCCGGAAUAGAGAGGAAUCAUAUAUUAUUAUAAAUAUAUAUAAAUAUAUAUUAUAUUAUUUUUUCCAAAAUUAUACUCAUUAUUAUUAUUAUUAUUAUUAUUUUAUUGACAUUAAUUUGUAUAGACUCAUAUUAUGUUAUUUAUUUCUACUGCCAUGCUUCAUUAUUAUUCAAAUUUAUUAUUAUUUAUAUAUUAUUAUUAUUUAUAUAUUAUUAUUGUUAUUAUUAUUAUUAUUAUUAUUAUUCAUUUAUACACGUUAAGCACAUUUUCAUAUCUUUCUCCCUAAAUUUUCAUAAUAAUAAAAUAUGAAUUAACUUCAUAAAGUACAUCUUAAACUAACUAAA